This is a messenger RNA of Desarmillaria tabescens, 933 nucleotides long. Its product is annotated as Metalloprotease. The record is from RefSeq and is a predicted model, not a curated record. The transcript has 8 exons. Gene Ontology annotation, biological process: proteolysis. Gene Ontology annotation, molecular function: metalloendopeptidase activity. Bases 1 to 933 code for a protein of 310 amino acids. Lineage: Eukaryota; Fungi; Basidiomycota; Agaricomycetes; Agaricales; Physalacriaceae.
AUGCUCACUUCUUUCAUUACCCUUUCCCUUGCCCUCUCUGUGCUCGCCAGUCCUUACAAGAGAGACACAAUUCUUAGCAUCUCCUUGUCUGGACCAGCAUCCAAUGUUACCAGUAUCAACAAUCUCAAGUUCAUGGCAACUGUAGCCAAUACUGGCUCAGAAUUGGUGAAGAUCUUGAAGUACAGAAUGAUUUUGGAUGACAUGCUUCCAACCCAAUCUUUCACUGUCACCAAGGAUGGAGAAACCGUGAACUUCACUGGGAUCAAGAUUUCUGUUUCAUUGAAGGACACUAAUGACUCUGCUUUUGUGGUCAUUCCUCCUGGACAAUCAGUUACUGCCAAACAUGAUGUAUCGGCACUGUUUGACUUUGCUUCGGCUGGCCCAGGAACAUUCACGUUCACACCUGUGACAUCCUUCUCUAUCACCGGUCCAGAAGUUAGAGUCACCAAUGGAGUGAGCCUUGAUCAUGUUUCAGUGUCAUCUAACUCUGUUGAUGUGAACAUCUCGUCUCUGGAGACUUGCUAUACAGCGGCGAAAGCAUUAGCUUCUGCUGUGACCUCUUAUAUUGCAGCAAACAGCACUGACACUCUCUACACUUCUUACUUUGGCACUACACCGACAUCCAUGGUUACCAAGAUUUACUUCUGCAAUAUCUUUUACUACUUGGAUGCCAGUCCAGCUGUUUGUCUCAGUUCAAUGGACAACACAGUUACUGCUGAUGGGGUUACUCUCCAUGAGUUCACUCAUGCAACUUCCCACACCCUGGAUGUCUCCUAUAGCUGUGCUAAUGACCGGGCACUUCCUCCUGCUGAACAAGCUGUCAAUGCUGAUAGUUACAAAGUUACCCAAGUGAGCAUUGCCCUUGGAUCUGGCAUUAACCAAAUUCAAGAAUGGAUUUCAGGAAAUAAUGUCCUUGCUCCAACUGUGAUCUGA